This is a messenger RNA of Dracunculus medinensis (Guinea worm), 282 nucleotides long. The record is from the annotation of a GenBank genome assembly. Lineage: Eukaryota; Metazoa; Nematoda; Chromadorea; Rhabditida; Dracunculidae.
AGCCACUGGACAAAAGGUGAACCAUCAGAUAUCGUUCUCUCUUGCGAAAUUGUUGGAUUAGACCCGAUAAAUAAGUCUAACCGAACAUGCGAUUCAGCAAAUGCAAAUAAUACAAGAUUGAUAAUGAAUUCAUCUGAAAAUGUCGAUUUUCUCGUUCGAACUGAGGGGAGUUGUUUUACUGCGAUAUUUUCAAUUGCAAAACAUACUAAACUUUGUCCAUGGUGUGCUAGCGAAGCUACUAAAACUGAGGUUAAUAUUUUUAAUUUUUCAUGUUCUCAUUAA